Molecule: messenger RNA, 1485 nt
Organism: Diaporthe amygdali
Lineage: Eukaryota; Fungi; Ascomycota; Sordariomycetes; Diaporthales; Diaporthaceae
Exons: 6
Coding region: 1-1485 (494 amino acids)
Biological process (GO): carbohydrate transport; transmembrane transport
Cellular component (GO): membrane
Molecular function (GO): carbohydrate:proton symporter activity
Source: RefSeq, a predicted model, not a curated record
AUGGCCUUUGUUCUCUUUGGAUACGACCAAGGAGUGUUUAGCGGAAUCGUGGGAAAUGAAGACUUCCUCAAUACAUUCGGGCAUCCCAACCCCAGUCUGGAGGGUAUUAUUGUCAGCAUAUACAAUUUAGGUUGCUUCACCGGCUGUAUACUAUCAUUCAUUUAUUGCGAAAAGACCGGUCGGCGGCUGGCGAUGUGGAUUGCCAUGGUGUUCAUCAUUGUCGGAGCGGCAUUACAAACGAGUGCCUUCACAGUACCCCACAUCAUGAUCGCACGCUUCGUCACCGGAAUCGGCACCGGAAUCGAAACUAGCACGGUACCGAUGUACCAAUCUGAGCUUUGUGAAGCAUCUAAGCGCGGGCGGCUAGUCUCGUCAGAGCCUCUGUUUGUUGGAGUAGGGAUAGAGAUCGCAUACUGGUACGACUACGGAAUGAGUUUCGUUCCUGGCUCCAUCGCAUGGCGACUCCCCAUUGCAAGCCAGAUGAUAUUCGCGUUCGUCGUCAUCGUUUUGGUCUUUGGCCUCCCCGAGUCUCCUCGGUACCUUUACGCGCACGGCAAGGAAGAAGAAGCCCUUGAAAUUCUUUGCAAGGUCUAUGACAGACCUCCAGAUGAUCCGAAGAUCGCAAAAGAGCAGGGCGAAAUCUUGGAAGCUCUCAAGAUCGAACGGGAGCAUGGGGAGUACCGCUGGUCCAAUCUUCUGAAGCGCGACGAAGUCCAAACUGGGAGACGGGUUCUUCUCGCAUACGGCAUGCAAUUCAUGAACCAGAUGGGUGGUAUCAACUUGGUUGUCUAUUAUAUCACAAGCGUUUUGCAGCUGAACGUUGGGCUGUCUCGACAACUUUCUCUGCUAUUAGGUGGAGUCAUCAACGCCAUGUUCUUUUUUGGGUCCCUUUUCCCAACAUUCUUUCUGGAUAAAUACGGUCGUCGUAAGCCCAUGAUGUGGGGAUCAUUCGGACUCGGUAUAUCGAUGAUGAUGAUUUCGAUCCUUCUCAGCUUCCAGGAUAGGGGUGGUCAGAUAGCCAAGUCGACAUCCUCUGCCAGCGUAACCUUCUUCUUCACUUAUAUGCUCAUAUUCGGCGCCACCGCCAACUGCAUUCCGUGGGUAUAUGUACCUGAGGUCCUACCAUUGCACGUCCGAGCAAAAGGAACCGCAGUUGGAAUAUCCUCUAACUGGCUAUGGAACUUCUUUGUUGUCAUGGUCACACCAACUUUGCUGAAUAAUCUGGCAUGGAAGGGAUACCUCAUAUUCAUGGCUCUCAACUUUUCAUUUGUCCCGCUUGUGUACUUCUGUUAUCCUGAAACCAGUAACCUUACUCUUGAAGAGAUUGACUGGUUGUUCUUGGAAAAGGAUGCUGUGAAGACAAGCAAGAGGGUUCAGAAGCAUGGAUGGGGAGGCGAGACCCCGUGGCAGAGAAGAGAGAGCAGGAUGCAAAUACAGGAGAAGACUACGGAGCCCGGGGCUGGAGAAGUCGAGCAUUCGUCGUGA